Pseudopipra pipra is the source of this 6827-nucleotide messenger RNA. RefSeq names its product dipeptidyl peptidase 8 (gene DPP8). NCBI's taxonomy places the organism in Eukaryota, Metazoa, Chordata, Aves, Passeriformes, Pipridae. Gene Ontology annotation, biological process: proteolysis. Bases 117 to 2765 code for a protein of 882 amino acids. The transcript has 20 exons. The record is from RefSeq and is a predicted model, not a curated record. Gene Ontology annotation, molecular function: serine-type peptidase activity; dipeptidyl-peptidase activity.
GUGCCGCGCUGUGCGGCCCCUCCCGGGAGCGGAAGCGGAAGCGGCGGCAGCGGCCCGGCGGGGCGGCCCGGCAGCAGCGCCCGCGGAGCGCCGGGGAGAGCCGGGAAACAUGCAACAUGGCAGCAGCCAUGGAAACUGAACAGCCGGCGCUGGAAAUCUUUGAGACCGCGGGUCGGGAGGAGCAGGUCCCGAGGGAGGAGCAGCCAAAACUGGAACCUUUCUAUGUGGAGAGGCAUUCCUGGAGCCAGCUCCGGAAACUGCUGACGGACACGCGGAAGUAUCAUGGAUACAUGAUGGCAAAAGCCCCUCACGACUUCACAUUCGUGAAGAAAAACGAUCCUGAAGGUCCCCAUUCCGACAGGAUCUACUAUCUGGCAAUGUCUGGGGAGAACAGGGAGAACACACUCUUCUACUCUGAAAUCCCCAAAACCAUAAACAAAGCUGCCGUCCUGUUGCUUUCCUGGAAGCCUCUUCUGGAUCUUUUUCCAGCCAUCCUGGACUAUGGGAUGUACUCCCGGGAAGAGGAAUUGCUGCGGGAGCGGAAGCGGAUCGGCACCGUCGGGAUUGCCUCCUAUGAUUAUCACCGGGAGAGUGGCACCUUCUUAUUCCAGGCAGGGAGUGGGAUUUAUCAUGUGAAGGAUGGAGGCCCUCAUGGAUUCACUCAACAGCCAUUAAGACCCAUCCUGGUAGAGACCAGUUGUCCAAAUAUCCGGAUGGAUCCCAAGCUUUGUCCAGCUGAUCCAAAUUGGAUUGCGUUUAUCCAUUGCAACGACAUCUGGAUAUCCAAUAUAGAAUCCAGGGAGGAGAGGAGGCUGACGUUUGUGCACAAUGAACUGGCCAAUGUUGAGGAGGAUCCAAAAUCUGCUGGCGUGGCCACUUUUGUGCUGCAGGAGGAGUUUGACAGAUACACUGGCUACUGGUGGUGCCCAAAGGCACAGCCAACACUGGAUGGGGGUAAGGUCCUUCGAAUUCUUUAUGAAGAAAACGAUGAGUCAGAGGUGGAAAUUAUCCAUGUCACAUCCCCCAUGCUGGAGACAAGAAGAACAGAUUCCUUUCGGUACCCCAAAACUGGUACAGCAAAUCCAAAGGUCACUUUCAAGAUCUCUGAGGUGACAAUCAAUGCAGAAGGCAGAAUUGCAGAUGUUGUGGAUAAAGAGCUAGUUCAGCCCUUCGAGAUCCUCUUUGAAGGAGUAGAGUACAUUGCUAGAGCUGGGUGGACGCCAGAAGGAAAAUACAUCUGGUCUAUCCUGCUGGAUCGCUCCCAAACUCGGCUGCAGAUAGUCCUGAUCCCUCCUGCAUUAUUCAUCCCCACAGAAGAUGAUGCAAUGGAAAGGCAGAAACUCAUCGAUGCUGUCCCAGAUUCUGUUACACCUUUCAUUAUUUAUGAAGAAACAACAGACAUCUGGAUAAAUAUCCACGAUAUCUUCCAUGUUUUCCCCCAAACCCAGGAAGAUGAGAUAGAGUUCAUCUUUGCCUCCGAGUGUAAAACAGGAUUCCGGCACCUGUACAAAGUCACCUCGGUGCUGAAGGAGAGCAAAUACAAACGGUCCUGUGGAGGCCUCCCUGCCCCCAGUGACUUCAAGUGCCUCAUCAAAGAGGAGAUAGCGAUUACCAGUGGGGAAUGGGAAGUGCUUGGCAGACAUGGAUCCAAUAUCUAUGUGGAUGAAGCCAAGAAACUGGUGUACUUUCAAGGCACAAAAGACUCACCUCUGGAGCAUCACUUGUACGUUGUGAACUACGAGAAUCCCGGGGAAGUGAAGCGACUGACAGAACGUGGAUACUCCCACGCCUGCUGUGUCAGCCAGGACUGUGACAUGUUCAUCAGCAAGUACAGUAAUCAGAAGAACCCCCACUGUGUGUCACUGUACCGGCUCACAGGGUCAGAAGAUGAUGCAGCUCACAGGACAAAGGAAUUCUGGGCUACCAUUUUGGAUUCAGCAGGCCCUCUUCCCGAUUACAUUCCUCCUGAAGUGUUCUCCUUCGAGAGCUCCACGGGGUUCACGCUCUACGGAAUGAUGUACAAACCUCACAACCUGCAGCCUGGGAAGAAGUACCCCACUGUGCUCUUCAUCUAUGGAGGCCCUCAGGUACAGCUGGUGAACAACCGGUUCAAAGGAAUCAAGUAUUUCCGACUGAACACUUUGGCCUCCUUAGGCUACGUUGUGGUUGUCAUUGACAACAGGGGCUCCUGCCACCGAGGGCUCAAGUUUGAAGGAGCCUUUAAAUACAAAAUGGGGCAGAUAGAGAUCGAUGACCAGGUGGAAGGGCUGCAGUACUUGGCGUCGCAGUACGACUUCAUCGACCUGGACCGUGUCGGCAUCCACGGCUGGUCCUACGGAGGAUACCUCUCCCUCAUGGCUUUAACACAGAGGUCAGAUAUCUUCAGGGUGGCUGUAGCCGGAGCCCCCGUCACACUGUGGAUUUUCUACGACACGGGAUACACGGAGCGUUACAUGGGCCACCCGGAGCACAACGAGCAGGGCUAUUACCUGGGAUCCGUGGCCAUGCAGGCUGAGAAGUUCCCUUCUGAACCAAACCGCUUGCUGCUGCUGCACGGGUUCCUGGAUGAGAACGUUCACUUUGCACACACCAGUAUUCUGCUCAGCUUUUUGGUGAGAGCUGGGAAACCCUAUGACUUACAGAUCUACCCUCAGGAGAGACACAGCAUCAGGGUGCCUGAGUCAGGAGAGCACUAUGAACUGCACCUGCUGUAUUACCUGCAGGAGAACCUGGGCUCUCACAUCGCUGCCCUGAAGGCCCUGUGACCAACCCCUCCACUCCGCUCCACGGGCUGUGCUCCGGACGAGGAGGUGCAGGGAAGGAGAGCAAACAGGAUGGAACGUUGCAUUCUGGUGCCUGCCACACGUACACACAUGUACACACACUCACAGACACUUUUUUUAAAGAAGUAAAUUUGGUGCCAUACAGGAAAUUAAAGUACGGUGAUUUAAUAACUUCGAAGUUUAAGCUGUAAAUAAAAUCCACUGUCUGUGGUAUAACACAGUACCAUGGGUUUUCUCUGGGGGGAGGAGCUGAAACUGAAAAUAAUGUCCUUCUGCAGCACCAGAGCUUCACUUUUUAAAAGCAUUAUGACAUAAUUGAUGUAUUUUUACAGUGUGUUCCUUGGUAUCUUAUUACAUAAUACUGGAUGAUUUGCUCACUACACAGCAGGAUUUUGUUUACCUGAAUGGUUACAACUUGUAUUAAUUUUAAAUGCUAUCAUAUAGCUUUUAUGCUUCAUGAGGGGGAUGUGUCUCACUCCUUAGAAACUGGUCACAAGUUGGACACAUCACCUCUCUAGAUGUUAAUUGUUUUUUAAGAAGAAAGACUUUUAAGCUGCCUCCUAAUGAAUUUAAAGUUUGGAUUCAGUUCAGUUGAUACCAGGUUCUUUGAUUCCUUCUCCCCCAGGAUAAAUCAUUCUUUUUUUCUUCCAGCAGCUUGAGAUCCUAUCCUGAUUGUACUUGAUUUCAAUGGGGAAGUGAGUUGAUAUUUUACUGUGAUAUGGACAUAACAAUCUUUUAUUCUGAGGUGCAAACUAACUUAAGUCAAAGAGCUGAAACUCUGUAAAUUUUAAAACAAGCUUCAAAGUGCAUCCCACUGACAUUUUUCCCUGAUGUUCACUGUGGAGCUGGGUUUGCAAUACUCUUUCCUUACCCUCACAUCAGCAUGAUAUAGGCAUCUGCAUCCUGUUAGGAUUUUAAAAUUCAAUACUCUUAAUUCUGCAGAGGAUGUGGGGCAAUAUGAACUGUUCCAUAGAAUUUCCUGCUGUAUGAGGGACUUUUUCCCAGGCUCGUGCUCUGUCCAGUCCCCUGUUCCUGGGUCUUUUCUAGCACUGCUCUGUAGCAUGAUAAUGAUGCUGAUGCUGUCUCUGAGAACCCCUUUCCGUGCAGCUUCAGGUAACCCCACAAAUCCUCGAGGGAUUGCAGUCCCAGUGGCUUUGCUGGUGAGGUUUAACUACACAGCAGGCUUGGCUGAAAAGCAUAAGGGUGUGAGGGCACUUUUAACUGGCAACAGAUCGUUUAGGAUAGAAAUCCGUAGCAAAAUGAUUCUCUUUAAUCCAGGAAAUUCCACCCCUGGGACUUGCCUCUGAGACUCCAGUAAGUUUUAAUGGUUUUCUUAGAAACCCAAGAACUUCCUUUUCUUCCUCGUUUGGUGCUAGAGAGGAGCAGAGCACGAUUUUCUUUUCAUCUGCUGAAAAUCUGGAAUCACUCUUGGUGUUUACACUCCUAGUACUCCACAUGUUGUAACCUUGUACUUCCCUUGAUUUUUGUGCUGUUCAGCUCGAUCCCGAAACUGGGGGAUUGAACAGAGUCUGGCUGUGUCGGAUCAAACCGCAUCGUUUUCCAGUGAAACUGCUGGCCUUGGGCACCGAAGCAGUGGGAGCUGGUGCACUUACACGGUUGUAAAAUCCCUGUGUGAGAACAGGAUCUGGGAUUUGGGACACACAAAAGAGCCAAAGCCAACAGGCCUGCAGUGAGGGCGCGUUCCCUCCGCAGCGGGGAGGUUCGGUUUGGGCUGUUUGCUGGUUUUCAAACCACAGUGACUGUAAGUGGAUCAGUUAAAAUGCCACUGGCAGGUCAAUAACGGGUUUAUUUUGGGAAGGGCAUGGCAGGGAAGGAGCCUAGCUCCUGGAAUGUCUUCUCUCAGUGGUUAAUUGUGGCUGAGGCAAAGGCAGCAUCCCACUGGUGUGUGCUACAGUCAGCACUGAGAGAGGAGAAACACAACAGUGAGUGGAGACAAGAAUAAGCUGUUCCUCUGGAAUUCCAUUGUGUUCCCAAUGUGUUUAUGCUGUAUUAUAUAUACAUAUAUCUAUAUCUGUUCAUAUAUACAUAUAUGUAUAAAAUUACACGUGGAUGGUAUCACCUUUUCCAAGGUUGUUUAUAUUUUGUUCAAUAUUAAAUUAACUUGCUUUUUUGGGGUGUUUUUGUUCUUUUUCUAGAGGUGAUUACCCUUGAAUGUAAAUGUAUAUGAUUUUUAAGAUGAAAUCGAUCCUUUUGUUUAAAAAAACAGAACAAAAAUGGCCUUCAUCAAACAGUGCUUUUUUUUGGGAACUGAAGAACUGAAUGUUAUGCAAGUAAACCAGGCUGGGUUUGGAUUUGAGGCAGGAUGUGAUUAUAAGCUCUGACAUAUAACUUUUAAUAAUGCAUCCUUCCCCUGUUUUAAAUAUACACAUCGAAAAGCUAUUAAAGUACAACGUACUGUAACUGCUCUGUUUUGCAACAUAAAUGAUGGAUUCUUCCUUUCCCACCAUUUUCUUUCCUUUUUACCAUAGUUAAGCACUUUAAGACCCCGUGCUCUCUUAUCCUGUGGAAGUGCUGGAGGAUUUAUCACCAGAGUUUUGUAGUUCUUGCAGAAGAGAUGCCUUAGAUGAAGUCUGAUUCCAGCUAAAUUCCCAGUGAAGAAGGGCAAAGCCUGUUGUGAUCGAGACUGCAGAGGUAGGAAGGUGUCAGUGCUGAGGGACUGUUGUAUCCAUAUUUUUAGGGGGAGUGGUAUUCCUGCACCUCCUAUGGUGAGGUGCUGGUCUGACCUUACAGUCCUGGAGAUGGGAAUGUUGCUCGAGGAGGUUUCCAGCCUGUUUGAUAUUUGGGAUUAUACUUUGUCACUUUCUGCAUGUUAAAAAAAAUCUCUUGGUUAAUGUGAGUUUUCAGCAGAACUAGUGAGAUCCUGAGGAGCACGUGCAAGGGAGGUUGGAGGAGGAAGCCAUCCCUAUGGCUCCCAAACCAGAGGCCGGAAUGUCCAACAGGACACCUGCUCUGAGCAGGGGCAGGACUGAGCCUUCCUUGGUGGUGGCACAGGUGUCUUUGAGAUGAAUGUUUUCAUAUAUUUAAGGGUAUAUGUGAAAUAUGGGGAUCUGAGUGCUGAGAUACUGAAUUGUUGAGUGUUGGUGCCAGCAGUUCCCCCCCUUUUGAGGUGCUUGGGAUGGGUUGUGCUUGUUUCUGGUGGAAGCACGUUCUUUCACCCCAUUUUAAUGCAGCUUCCAGUGAUGCCUCGUGAGUGUGGGAUGUGCAGAGCUGUUGGGUUUCACCCCCACCCCCUUUGUUUCUCAUGGUCUCUUUUUAUUCAGAACAAAGUAAAAUUAGUACCUACCUACAACUGCUUAUUUUUUACAAACUCAAUGGAAUAACGAGCUCAAAGCACUGAGUAAAGCUUUGAAAAUAACUAACUUCAUUGUAUUAGAAUGGAAAAUGCAUUCCCUACUUAUUAGUGGUGUUUGGGAAUAGGCUAUGGAAAAACUUUCUGAGCGGGAUGGUGUGGUAAUGCUUGAACCCUGGAGCACCUACGUCUGAGACUGGGUGGGAAAUCAUGGAGAACUCACAAACUCCCAUCCCGGGGGUCCCAACCCCUAUUCCCUGCCAGGAGAAGUGGGUUGUGUUCCUGCUGUGUGUGUCCCUGUGUCAGACAGGCUGCUGGCAUGUGACACCCAACUUCUGCCAAGGCAAUAACUGAGUCUCAGUAACUGAAGCAUCAGCCAGAUGAGGACACUGCCUUGAGCUGCCUGUUUGAGUACCAGGGCCCUGUAGGGCCUUCCCGUGUGCCCCUUUGGAGGGGGAAGAGAGAUCUCCCUGUUUUUACUUGGCUGUUGUGCACAGUAGAAGUUCAGGUGUUUAAUUUGAGAACAUGAAGUGCCUGCUGUUUGCAUUAACAAAAUUGCAUGUCUCACUCCAGUGGGUUUAUUGGGCUCCCUCCCUCCCACCCUCCCGAGCUCCAUGGCUUUUAAUCAUGUAAAGUGGAGACAUUAGUUUUGCUGCGUUUUAUUACGAAACCUUUGUUGCAAUAAAGAUGCUGCUAAAUAAAUUGAAUUAAAUGUUGGGUUUCUUCCUACCCUA